This is a messenger RNA of Carassius gibelio (silver crucian carp), 4628 nucleotides long. It is a transcript of the gene fam110d, whose product is annotated as family with sequence similarity 110 member D. NCBI's taxonomy places the organism in Eukaryota, Metazoa, Chordata, Actinopteri, Cypriniformes, Cyprinidae. The transcript is spliced from 2 exons. The record is from RefSeq and is a predicted model, not a curated record. The coding region runs from base 765 to 2060 and encodes 431 amino acids.
GUGGGAUGAUCCCGGCGCAUCCACGAGCGCGCGCCCCGUUCCUCCGGCGCUCAGUUCAGUUCACUAACGGUGAGACAGCACACGGAGAUUACCGGAGCUUUCACUUCUGCAUAGAGAGCACGACACACGGGCUCUAGGUAUAGAAGAAGAAAGACAGGACCUCUGUCUAUCAAACUCUGAAGUGCCCCGGUGCCAGCUGUAUAUGUCAACCCAACCAUAACGACACAGGACAAUAGAAGCCCAACCCAGAGACGGCUAUCAAAAAGCAAAUAAUCAAGCUCAUUAGCGCUCUUCCUUCAAGACGACCUUCUCUGAAAAGAUUAAGAGAAGAAAGGAACUAAACGAGGAGGGAAAAAAGGCACUGGCAGCUAUUUCUGAUGCUCUGUGGUGAAGAGAACAUCUCAUUUGGGAUUUAGGGAUUGCAGAAAAAGGAUUUCCCCAUGCCCUGCCCAUUUAUCCCAAUGCCUGAAUAAAUAUUGCAUGGAGAUAUCGAAUCAACCCUUUUCCAAAAGCGUCCAGUAACGAGACUAAUUAUAGCAAAUCCCAACAGCUAGUCUGUUGCAUAAACCUUUACAGAUUCUCAGAUGCCUAGAAAUCUAUAUUCAUAGGGAUCCUAUAAUUAGAUCCCUAAAAUUCAGAGACACGUCAGAUCUUGAAGAAGCAUCAAACCAGUGGUUUAAUCUCUAGAGAGUUUCCUUGUCUUUUUUGGGGCAAGGCAGCUGCUUUGUCCUCUUUAGUUGGAUGCAUUUUUGCAGAACUCCAAAAUGAAGCCAUUAACUCCCAUUGGUUCACCUUCUCCACUUCGGCUCCUAAACAAGGGGCCUGAGUACCUGCGCAGGCAGAUGGAUGCCGGAAGCAGGGGACGUUCUGUCAGUGCCGUAGAGCGACUGGAAGCUGACAAGGCAAAGUACGUCAAGAGUCAACAGGUCAUCAACACGAAGCAGGAGCCUGUGUUAGUUCCCUGUGCGACCCCUCCACCGGUGCCUCGUCGCAGCUUCACAGUGUCCACACCUUCAACGCCCGUCCUCCCAGCUCGAAAUCAAACGAAGCCUUUCUCUGCACCUCUGUUCCCACGGGAUGAAAAUGAGGACGACUCCAAGAAAGAGAACUGUCGGAAUGAAACCGAUGAGGAAACCAAGAAUCGCAACAAUGCAAACAAGCCUCCCGUACCUUCUCUGAGAACUCCGACCAUUGCUCCAUUAGUUGCUCCACAUAGUGCGCCAAUAAUGCGCAGGAGCAAUGGCAAACGCAUGCUGCGUCCAGACUCCCUGGUCAUUUACAGACAGAAGAAAGAGUGCAAGAGUCCCAGUGGAGGUGGAGAAAAUCCCAACGGCAACUUAGAGGUCAAGGGAUACAGCUUUGUAAGACGGCUCUUCCAGGGAUCUAUGCGUGAAAAGAGCGGUGGGAAUGAGGCUCAAAAAAUGGUGAUAAAUGAGGAGAAGGGAUCUUCCUCUCGAGACGGGGAUUCGCGAAUGUCUUGGUCCAUUGAUAAAGACACUGUCGAUGGCGGGAAUGAGACCAGACGAUCAAGCAAAUCCGAGCGAGAGCACUCAAUGCCCGAGACACAAAACAACAACAUUGGUUUUCAGGAGAAGCAGUUGAAAAACUGCAUGAUCAUCAGUUUACGAAACAGCACGGGGAAUGCCAACAAUAACGACAUGGACCCAUGGAAGCCAGUCGUUCCUCAGAUGCGAUCCGAUUUGAAACGCUCCAAGUCGGAAUUGAGACUACGCUGUUCGCUAGCCAUGUCCGAGCAGGAACGCUUCUUCGACUACUGUGGAUUGGACCUGGAUAUGGUGGAAAGGCUCGGACCGGAGAACUUUUUAAAUGGGGCAAGUUCAGUCGACACGCUCUCGCUGCUACUGAGGAGCGUCGGAGGCGGCGGCGGCUCGGAGCCCAGCGAGUUUUCCCGACACUCCGGUGAAGGACUUUUCCAGGAGGAGCUUGCCGAGCAGAUUCCUACAGGUGUGUCCAUUAUUGAGAGAAAUGCACGGGUCAUAAAGUGGCUCUACGGCUGUAAGAACGCAGCCCAGGAGGGUCCUAAAGAGUCUACCGUUUGAUCAUCACAGUGACCAAUCCUGGGACUUUCUGGAGCUGUGUGGAAAACUACGCUGUAUUUAUUUCACAUGAGACAUUGUAUUUAAGAGAUCUGUUUGGCUUUUCACAGCCAGUACGAGAACACUGAUGUUAUUUUGUGCAAGUCACAUAUGAAGCUGCAAACCGACACUUCCUUUUAUGACCUACACUGUGGCUUUGUUGAAAUCGCCCCCUAUAACCUCAUUCACUAUUACAAACAUUAGUUUACUAAUAUAGUCCACUCGAAGGAGUGGGUGAAAACAAAUGAGCGAAUUUGAAGACUGAAUGUGGCUGUGGACUCUUCUGAUGAAACUCGUAAAUUAAUUUGCUGCAUUUCUCACAUUGUACACGGCCUGUACACUCAUUAUUACGGUGCAUUAUGGGAUUGAAUGAGUACAUGUCCACUACGGUUUCAGACUAGUGCACUAUAGCGUGUAGGGGGCAAUAAUGAUAUAUAUUUAGCAAUUUCAUCUCCUGUUCUCUAUAAAUAGAAAGUGUCAUGAGUCUGACCUGUUACUUCUGUUUAGAAACGAGUGUUAUUCAUUGAGCGUAACUUAAAGAACGUGUCAUCUGAUUAAUAAUUUAACAUUGCAAACCACUAAGCUUUUUCUCUGGGGUUGGGAAACCAAUGCAUGAGUGUUAAAUGAACCAUGUGUACCUCAUUUCCAAACUGUCCCAGUUUAGUUUGUGUGUUGCCUUUUUUCCUUAAACGCAGGCGUUGGAACAAACACACAGAGGACCCCUGUGGGGAUAUUAAUGCACUGAAUUGGAGAAAGAGAUCUGGGAGCUAUAUCCUGCUAUGAAACAUAUUUUGAACGCUGAGUGUAUGUAAAGAAAAAUGCAAGGCCUUAAAAAGAAACAAGAUUUUGAGUUUUAUUAACUUAUGCCAAAGAAAUGUGCUGCGUACUGAUGUACAAUAUGUUCCAAACCCUAUUGAGCCGCCUUGAGAGAAUGACGUUCACAGAGUUUGAUUUUAGCAUGUUGCUAAGCUAAUAACUUGGGAAAUACUGGGUUAAACUGUGUUUUUAGUAAUAUUUUUACAGUACAGAACAGAAUAUAUUCAGUGUUGGGAAGGUUACUUUGGAAAUGUUAUAGGUUACAGAUUACAAGUCACCCUAUGUAAAAUGUUUUACAAUUACUUUAGUAAAGUAAUGUAACUGAUUACUUUUCUAAAGUUCUAACAAUGUUUCAAACUGUGAAUCGGUUUGAAACACAGUAGUAUUUAACACUGAUUACUAUCAGACUGUCAAAAUCCUUCUUCGCUAGAAUUAAGAUGAUAAUAAUUAAAUUUUAAAAUCCGACUUGAGUUCGCUCUGAGGUUAAAUACAGAUUUAAAAUCGUAAGAAAUCGUUUAAUAGCUGAAACUGUUUUUUAAAUCAAAUCUUUGCAUAGCUAUGGCAGGAAACUAGAAUCCAACAAUGCCUUGGACAACCAUUUAAUCUAAAAAAUAAUUAUAAUAAUAAAGCAUAUACAUAAACCCAAAUAGGAAAUAAAAUAGUUAUCAAUUAAGCAUGUGUCCUAUUCUGUGUCGUAAACUCCUGAAGCAUUGGUGUCUCAUAUUUUAGAGCAGUUAAUGCAUUUUGGGAAAGAAAUCAAUCAAAUCUGUAUGUGUGUGAAAAUAGUCAUAUGUUAACUCGCUUUGUAACUGUAAUUGAAUAACAGAUUACAGUUACAUUUAUUUUGUAAUUAAAUGUAACUAGCUACCCAAUACUAAAUACACUUAUAAACAACACAUCUUCCAUCUUUGAUUUUUUUUUUUUUCUGUGCAUUUAAGAAUUACCAUUUUUCAUAAAAGGAUGCAUGAUGUGCGAAUUUGAUUUUGGCCAAAACUCGAAUUGUACAAGGGUUUGUAAUUUUGCUCUAAACAGCGAAUAUUCAUUUCUGAAGGGGACCAAAGGUAACAUUUUAAGGAUCAGUCAUGGAUAAACCAGUACUCUUGGUAGCCGCUCAGUAGGUUUUGGAACAACCGUAGCUGUCUUUUACCAUACCUACAACAUGCAAAUUACUCAAUUUCAUUACCACAUUUGUGAAACUGCAUCUAUGGGUAAAUACGGUAAUGCUAAAUUAUGGUUUUUGGAUAAUUUGUCCUCAAUACAAAUGACAGUUCCUGUGGCAAAGCAUGCUUCAGUACGCACUUGAUCAUGCUGUUUCUGUGUUUUUUAUAAAGUAGAGGAAGACAUAACAGCGAGAGACAGUGUGGGAGACGCUGAUGUGUUUUUAUAUUGAAGAAGACCUUUGAAAGCUCCUCCUGUCUGAAUGAAUCAAUCAGACACUGAUUCUCUUUGUCGGUUGGAGGCAUUAAUCAAUCUCUAUGAUACCACUGAUAAAUGAAGCACAGGUCAGACUGCGGUCUGCAGAGAAAGAACUGUGAUCUUUCCUUUCAAACUUUUUCAUCCCCAACGUCCAAGAUGCAUUCAGUCUUCCAGAGCACCCCAAAUCUCUCUCUUGCAUCUUUAAAUUCUAUCUGUAUAUGUUUCUAUAAAGAAGAAUUUAGAUUUCAACCCAAAGAGAUAUUACAGAGAAAGUCCUAAUAAAAUCCUAUUUCUGAACAA